GUCAUAAUAUAAUAUUCAACAUUUUUCACGCAUGAAGUUUGAAGGGAUUAUUAUAGACAAAUGCUAUAAUUUUAAAGUGCUAAUAUGUAUCACCAUGGCUAUAAUAACCCUAUUGGCUAGUCUCCUUUCGUCUUCCUGGGUCGAAUCUCACGGGUUUAAAAGUGGCCUCUGGAAAAUAUGUGUGACCAAAUUCGAUUUCGAUAAAACUUUCUCAACGGAUAUAUUGACGAAUGAAUUAACGUCCGCCAUCCACCCGGAAGGAUCGUUCGAAUACCCUGCUUACGUCGAUAAAACCUUUUACAUGAGAAAUCCAGGCUGUCAUAUAAUAUUCAAUAACGGACAGAGUUUAGCAAUUCCAACUUGGCGACUGGUGGUUUUGAUGCUUAUAUCCUGUUCCAUGCUAUUCCUUAUUUUUUCUAUUGCAUUUUUUACGCUAACCAUGAUUACCCUUAACCCUACACUGUGUACGAACGCCACCAUAACAACACUUUUUAUAGCCGCAAUAACCGCAUCCUUGGGCUUGGCUAUAUUCCCCAUACAACUUCGUCGUUCCAUUCUUUACAUCAAAACAACCCACAAAUUUUCCCAAUCGCUACAAAAAUCGCUUAAAUUUGAAAAUCCACAGCACAAUGAUUAUGAAAAUAUAAACUUUCGCAGAUUCGAGAUGAGCUGGUCUUACGGCCUGGCUUGGGCCUCUGUAAUAUUUACUAUCGGGGCUUUGCUGACCCUGUACUUAGAAAAAACAUGUCAUAUAACAAAUAACAAAAACAUAGCUAACGGGCAACGCAAUAAAAAUGGAAUCAAUACUCUCAGUCAGAGCAGUGAACUUAACGAAAAAAGCUCGGAUGGUAAAUAUUAUUAUUCAUCGGAAAGAGAAAAAGCUCGUUUUGACUAUGAAGAAACUUGCAAGAAAAAUAAAUUUCAUAAUGGCAAUCCAGUGUAACUUUAAAUAAUUAGAUUAUUUCUUCUUUCUUUUCAAAUUUUUUAUUUUUUUUUAACCGGUUAAUUCAUUGUAAAUUAUUACACUUUUUAUUUCUUCCAAAAGCCUUUAUUUUUAAAGCCGAUUAUUUGGAAUUUAUUUAUUUACUAAUUACGUAAUUAAGUAAACUAAAAAUCGGAAUAACCUCCAGAAUCGAAUUGGUUUAAUAUAUGCAUUCUGUCAUUUUAUUGUAGCUUUUAAUAUAUUAUAUAUAUAGUUGGUGUUAGCAUUUAAAUCAAAGUUAUAUUGUCAUUUUUUUUGAAAAAAAGAUGAAUUAUCAAUUAAUUCUUUCAUCUAUUAUAUUAUAAGUCUUGUCCUAAAUAUAAUAUAUUUAGAAGAACUAAACUCUUAAUGCCAAAAAAUUAUGAAAGUUUUAAAGUUUUAAAAACUUUCCUCCUAAAAAUGCAUCCUCUUGGAAACAUUAUAACAUAAUCUUUUAACAUUCAUAUAAUACCUACAUUGUAAUGUAAAGAAUUUAUUCAAAUCUAGGGUAUAAUAUCAUUAUAAUAUAAAAUUUUCAUCGCAUUUUCUUUUUAUGAAUUUUUUUAUUCGAUUAAUAUACACCAAUUUGGAAAUUAUGUAAAAAUAAUGUUAUUAAAUCAUUUGUCCUGCAAAAUAAGCUGAUUUUUAUUACAUUUGUCACAAAUUUCCGCCAUUUUUCUACUAAAUAUUAUUUUUUAUUUUUAUUUGAUAAUUUAAGUAUACUUAAUGAAUUUAUUAAGUUAUUCUCAAAUCAAUUCAGUUUUUUUUUAAUUUCUAAUGACCACCUAUAGUUUAAUAUGAAAUUUUGUAUUUAAAAAAAAUUUAUGGAAAAAUCAUUAUAAUUUAAUAUAUAUAUAUUUUAAAAUUACAUGUAAUAUAUUCCAUGAGAUUGAUAUUUAAUCUAUUCUUCAACAUGUAAACUUAGCAAAUUCAUCACAGAAUAUUAUUUAAAAAUUCAAAUGUGAUUUCUAUAUAUAUUUUUUUUAAAUGAAUUUUUUAUACUUUAUAUAUAUUUUUUUAAAAUUUAUGUUUGAUAACCAGCCAUUUUGUUUUUAUAUAUGAAUUUUGUAAAAUUUGGCACAAAUU
Molecule: messenger RNA, 2047 nt
Organism: Gordionus sp. m RMFG-2023
Lineage: Eukaryota; Metazoa; Nematomorpha; Gordioida; Chordodea; Parachordodidae
Exons: 5
Coding region: 32-943 (303 amino acids)
Biological process (GO): cell-cell adhesion
Cellular component (GO): cell-cell junction
Source: RefSeq, a predicted model, not a curated record